Molecule: messenger RNA, 2975 nt
Organism: Bemisia tabaci
Lineage: Eukaryota; Metazoa; Arthropoda; Insecta; Hemiptera; Aleyrodidae
Source: RefSeq, a predicted model, not a curated record
CAAAGUCAACCGGUUGCGGCGGCGUGGCUGGCUAUUACAUCUCGUGAGACCCCGGGAGUGACGCAAUGGGUGGCAGAAGACGCGCGGGCUCCUCUUUCAGUCGGUGCUCGAACCAAGACGUGACGUGACGUACGUGAUGCCCAAGUCUCCGCGCGAACUCUCAUCGCCCAACUCGCAGCCCACCCGAAACCCAUUGUCCUAAACCGAGAGACUUGAACGCAAAGCAAGAAAAAAACGAACGCAAAGGAAUCGUAAAAACCUGUUUCUCGUGGGAUUUUCCUGGAUUAUUCUCAUCACAAAUAAUUUUGUGUUAAUUGUUCGAUUUUCUUUUCUUUUCAAUUUUUUACUCUGCUAUAUGCGAAUUUUGAGUGGCAAGUAAAAUCUGAAGUGGCUUAGUCUGUUUGUGUCAGUGGUGUUUUUCUUCCAGGGGGGUGUUAAUUUUUUAAUGCGGGUGGAAGUUUGAUGUGCUUGUGAAGUUUUACAUAACUAGUGUUCCUGGGAGAAUUGCGGCAAACUUUGGUGAUCUCUCCUAGAACUCUGCAUCCUCAAUUUAGGAAUUUUAUGACCUGAGAAGACUGAAAAAUAAAAUACAAAAUGAGAGACGUAUUCUUCAUAACAUUCAUUGGGAUGAUGUCCAUCCAAAUGAGCACGUCUCAAAGGAAGCCGCCGAACUACAGCCUGGACGCGAUGCCGGUCACGGACUUCGAUUGCCAGGACAAAAUCGUCGGUGGCUACUACGCGGACCCACAGACUGAAUGUCAGAUGUUCCACGUCUGCACAGACAUCUCCGGAGUGCUUCAAGACUUCCGGUUUCUGUGUCCAAACAACACAGCAUUUGAUCAGGAGAAUCAAAUUUGUGACGAUUGGUACAACAUCGACUGCGAAGCUGCAACAUUAUUUUACAGCGAUAACUUCGAUUUAUUCCGUAUUGAUGCUGAUAGGAGCAACAGUAUCGUGAAUAAAGUGACCCCUAUUCCUCUUGGACCCUCCACGAGCGCUAAACCGAAAGUGGUGAAGGCUAAGAAGCCUCUUGGGCCAGUGAACAAUGCAGUCACUGAUGACGAAGACGAUCUCUUCCUCCAGAAAGCCGAUACUGGUGAUAGGAGGCUACAUCAAGAUUUGCUCAGAGGUAGCAGCAGCAGCAACUUCUUCGAAAACAAGAAUCGUGGACGCGAGGACUUCGACGACGAUCUGUCGGGUCAGCGAAAGAGCAACUUCGUGAAACCGGCCGACGAGAAGAAGAAGACGAAAGUGGCCGUGCGGAAAUUGCUCACGGGGAAGCGGCCGGUGAGCCCGAAAGCCGAGGCCCAAACCACACCCCCACCAGCGCCCACCACCCAGUUCCCAUCCACGACCACGUUCCAGAACUUCUUCCAGAAGACCAAGUACAACACCGUGAGCCGGAAUCGGGACUCGGCCACAGCCUCAGCUCGAUUCGAGGCGUCCACAACCCCGGCUCCCACCCCCACCCCAACGGCGAGGAACUUCUACAACCCCCAGAAGCAGUACUACUCCAAGUCCACACCCAAGACGGCCACCGCCUCCUCUCCAGCGCCGUUCAAGUCCCGCGGCUCGGUCAACUACAACACCUACCUGAAGUCGCAAACCAACGCCGACUUCAUCGACAUCCCCAAGACAUCCGCCGCCCCCGUUUACAACCCCGUCUACAACCCCACCUACAAGGCGCCGUCCCAGACGCCGACGCCGUACAACUCGCCGGACAUCACCCAGGCCUACUUCAACUACCAGACACCCUCCGCCCAGCCCGCCAACCAGAAGCUGCAACAACCCAACUACCAGCAACCGCAGUCCACUAACUACCAACAGCCGCCGACGACCUAUCAACAGCAACCAACCAACUUCCAACAGCCCCAACAGCAGACUGUUCAGCCGAAUGUCAACUACCAGCCGUUCAACCCGGCUCGAACGACCCAGAAUGCCGCCACAACCCAGAACUUCCAGCCCUCCAGGCAGCCAGCUAUAGUCAGUCCUACGAACUACCAACAACCCCCAUCAGUUAGCCAGUUCCAGCAGCCCUCGACUGCCAAUCAGUUCUACACGGCGAGCACCCUCAGCCCAACGACUCAAUCACCGGCAUUCAACUAUUACCAGCAGUACUCAACUGCGGCUCCUAGCAGUGCGUACCAGACAUCUACUUCUUUCGCCUUCUCACCGAGCUCUACCGCAGCGCCACCUGCCUUCCAGAAAGCGAACUACUACCAGCCUAAAAAAGACUACAGCCCCAAGGCGCAGGUAGCCCCCGUCUACCAGUUCAACCCGAGCGAGGAUAAGUACGAGGAGAAUAACCCUGACGAAUUUUUGAAGACUGCCCCGAGCUCGAAUUUAAGGCCCAGCGACAUAAACGCUCUGGGCUCCUUUAACAAGUUCAACACGUCCGUAUCGGCGUCUUUCAAAUUUAGUCAAAAUGCCGUUUCAAAGUCCUCGACGGCUUACAACCCUAGCUCAACGAAGGCUCCCGCUUUCGGGAACAGCGUUUCUUACAACCAACCCCCGGCGAGGAGCUCGCCGAAACCUUUCACUCUGCCGGCGUCGACGACACUCCCGCCAAAACCAGUGACAAGCGCGCCCGCCGCGAGACAGCCCCAGCCUAACUUCCAGCCGGCGCCAGCGGCGGCCCAACCCAACUUCAAACCAGCGGCGGCCCAACCUAAUUUCAAGCCAGCGGCGGCCCAACCUAAUUUCCAGCCUGCGCCUCAACCUAACCAACCCAACCAACAAAAUCAGCAAAAUCAGCAAACGUCCGGCAACAAUGACUAUGAUUACGCUUAUUACGAUGAUGGCGCCGCUGAGUACGAUGGAGUAGAGCACAUUCAGGAAGAGUUCCACAAAACCAAAAAUAUCAAAAAAGCAUAGGUUGAAAAAAUCUGACGCGUGUCCACUGUUCUGCCGUGCUAGGGAGGAACGCCGUAUGAACCUUCAGGCGUUGCCAAAUUUCCAUAGAUAUAACUCGAAUU